GGUCCCGCAUAUCGACAAUAAAUAAUGUAUAAUGUAGUAUGAAAUCAUUGUUGUGUAUUACGUUUAUGUAUUUAGCGGUCUGAUCUGGAUAAAUUGGAUUGAAAAUAAAUAAAAUGGCAUCGCCAUAUGUGUCUUUUAUUUUCAUUGGAUUGCUGGACAUGCUAGCAGUCCACUUCGUAUUGCCAUAUCUAGACAAUCAUAUGAAAGAGCUGGGCUUUAAUCAUAUUCAGAUUGGGUUAGUCGGAGCUGCAUUUUAUGCGUGUCAAUUGAUAUCAUCACCAUUUAUGGGCAGCGUGAGUGAUAUAAAGGGAAGAAAACCAGUAUUAUUGAUCAGUUUGAUUGUUUGCUCAUUUGCUUAUUUCUGGCUAGGAAUAACAUCGUCGUUUUUUGUUUUCCUUAGCCUACGCAUUGUCUUAGGAAUAUUUAAACAAACGCAAAUACUUGCUAGAGCAUUAGCGCCGGACUAUCUUGACGACCCAAAUGAUGUAUCUAUUCUCUAUGGAAAACUCCUGUCAUUGGGGAAACUAGGAACGGAUCUAGGAACUAAUUUAGGUGGCCGAAUCACGAAGGCGUUCCCCAAAAGUGGAUUCACUAUAGCAUGUGCAUUGACAACACCGUUAUACUUCAUAAUUUUACGUUUAGUCAAUGGAUUGCCUGAAAUUUCUAAAGAGAAGAAACUAGAAAAUCCAGAGCCAGAGAAGAAAUCGCCAAAACUAAAUAAUUCCAUCACUGACACAUACAAACAAAGUAUCAACAACAUUUACAGCAUAGACUGGAACAAAUACUGGGACAUAUUUCUAUUCAAACUCAUUUUGUCAACCUCUAUAGGUUUAUACUAUAUGAAUUUUACUUCAUUUCUAGAAACAAACCACGAAUUAUCAUCCGACUACAUAGGCUAUAUUGGUACCUUCCAAGGAAUUAUUGCCACUAUAAUACUUGAAACCGUUUUUUACUCAAAUAAGUUGUAUCGAAAUGAUACUGAUUAUAGUCAGAGAAUCUUCCAUGUUUUUCUAGUCUUAGUUUUGUCGUUUGUAGGCUUAGCUUUAGUAUCUAAUGUUUAUUUGUAUGUAGUAUUAGUAGUGCCGAAAGCAAUAUUUUUCUCACUUGGAAGGAUGGUAACUUUAAAUGUCCUGUGGAGUAGAAGUGAAGAUACCAACCGUGGAGUACUCAUAGGAUUAUUAUAUAACGUAGGACUUAUAUCUAGUGUUAUAACACCCCUCAGUAGCGGCUUCAUUAAUCAUUAUUUAGGUGUUAAUUAUGUAUUUUACACAGGUGCUAUGUUAGCAUCGGUAGGCCUUGUUUUAAGUUAUCAAUCGAGAACAAGAUCUUUAGAAGAGAAAAUAAAAUAGAUAACUACAU
Molecule: messenger RNA, 1359 nt
Organism: Helicoverpa armigera (cotton bollworm)
Lineage: Eukaryota; Metazoa; Arthropoda; Insecta; Lepidoptera; Noctuidae
Product: major facilitator superfamily domain-containing protein 9-like
Exons: 5
Coding region: 114-1349 (411 amino acids)
Biological process (GO): transmembrane transport
Molecular function (GO): transmembrane transporter activity
Source: RefSeq, a predicted model, not a curated record